UGGGAGAAAAUGUCUAGGUAACUAAACCACUAUGAACCCUUUUUAGUUCGGAAUUUUACUUCCGGGAAAAAAAAUGUCAAGUUCGCGCAAAAUUUGAAAGGCGUUGCAGAGAUAAUAAAUCUUAAUGAAUUCUACUGAGGAUUUAGACAUAAAUCCAAAAAUUAAGACGUCUCUGAAAAAAGUUGGGCUGAAUACAUUUGGGAAAAUUUUGACUCUUUCAAUACAAGACAUUCAACGAUUGGCCAAAUUAAGCUAUGGGGAGGUAACAGGAGUCAAAACUGCUAUUGCUCAACAAGUUGUGACCCAGCCACCCCUUACAGCUUUUGAUAUACACAGAGGUACAGAGAAAUGCCCUGAAAGUUUGAAGCUAGGGAAACUCUCCACAGGGUGCAAGCAAAUUGAUGAAGUUUUGAGAGGAGGAAUCUUAACAAGGGGGAUAACUGAGAUCUGUGGGGAGAGUGCCAGUGGUAAGACACAGUUUUGUCUACAGCUCUGUCUCAGUGUACAACUACCCCAAGACUUGGGAGGCCUAGGAGCAGGGGCUGCAUAUAUUUGCACUGAAGAUGCUUUCCCGAGUAAAAGACUUGGUCAGAUGAUUGAUUACUUGAGGCGACGAUCAGACAGACACAGGCAGAUAGCAUUUGGAGAUCAGAUCUUCAUUGAACAUGUUCCAGAUCUGGAAAGUUUGAAUAUGUGCAUACAUCAGAAACUCCCCCACUUACUGUCUGGUGGAAAUGUGAAGCUACUGGUCAUAGAUUCUGUGGCAGCUGUGUUCAGGAGUGACUAUGAAUUAAAGGACAUGUACAAACGCUCUAAGCAUAUGGCCUCUCUUGCUGCAAGUCUACAACAGCUUAGCUCAAAAUACUGUCUACCUGUUGUGUGUGUCAAUCAGGUGACAGAUUCAAUGCAGACAGGUGUUAAGAGCAAGGUUCCUGCCCUUGGACUGGCUUGGUCUAACCAGGUCACAUCUCGCCUGAGUCUGGCCAGAACGAGUCGAGAACUUGAUCUCCCGAGAACGAUGCUCAACGGAGCAGUGGUUGGUGGGUUCUCCACCUCCAUCAGGACACUAGACAUCGUGUUUGCUCCUAAUCUGCCUAACCUUACCAUUAUGUAUGUGAUAGACCAGGAGGGCAUUAAAGCUUUAACAUAAGAGCUUUCAGAUUUGUUCUUUAUAUUGUCAUUUGCUAUUCAACUGAUGUUUUAUUUUCUUUUUAAGUGAUGUUGAAUUUUCAGGCCUUAUUCAAAAAUGCAAGACCAGCAGGGUCAAAGUGGCCCAUACGACCAUUUUGCCCCAUGAGCCUCUUUUUUUUUUUUUUUAAUUUGAAUGUACAAGAUCUAAUGCUUGUAUACAAAUUCUCAAACUUAAAAAAAUUAACAAAGGUACAUGUAUGAUUGUUUUAUUAACAAGUUGAUAAAAUAAACCUGUAAUCUUGUU
Saccostrea cuccullata (small rock oyster) is the source of this 1435-nucleotide messenger RNA. Its product is annotated as DNA repair protein XRCC3-like. Gene Ontology annotation, biological process: double-strand break repair via synthesis-dependent strand annealing; resolution of mitotic recombination intermediates; telomere maintenance via recombination. Gene Ontology annotation, molecular function: ATP binding; four-way junction DNA binding; ATP-dependent DNA damage sensor activity. NCBI's taxonomy places the organism in Eukaryota, Metazoa, Mollusca, Bivalvia, Ostreida, Ostreidae. The record is from RefSeq and is a predicted model, not a curated record. Gene Ontology annotation, cellular component: Rad51C-XRCC3 complex; replication fork. Bases 125 to 1150 code for a protein of 341 amino acids. The transcript has 7 exons.